AGCCGGGUGCGUUAAUUUUAAGCUUGUGAUUGCCAGUUUCCGUGUCUGCAAAGUGGAAAUCCCGAAUAGGGGACCCACACCUUAAUUUCGAAGUUUCUUCCCUUUCUUUGCUUCCCACUCCACCGUACACGCGCGCGCACACAUUUCGCUCAAUUGACAACAGGAGUGAAAUCGAAGCAUUUCGCAUCCACCUUCAAGCUUCUUUUAUCAGUGGAUCGUUUUAGUUUCUCGGAGCUGUUGACUUAGGGAGGAAGGGUGUUGAACUUGUAGAUAUACAGCUUGAGUAGAUUGACGAACAGGAUAGGGUGGUAUCGGUUAUUGUUCCUACUAUAUUUCCCCCGUUAAAUAGAAAUUUGCGUAGUGACGUGAUGAAUGCCCGGAUUAAGUAGACCCGAGGCAUUUUCGCUUUUGUUUUCAUGCUAUAAUGACUACGGAUUCGGUGAUCUGGUCUGUUAUGACUUACACAUGUUCUAGGAAGUCAGAGAGAUGGCUGAUGACAAAGGAAUUGGAAAAGGCGAAAAGGAAGAGACUAUGUCUGCUGCCACUGGGAAUAUAAAGAAGCACAAGGGACUUCUCUCCAGAAUUUGGAAUUUAAUAUUUAGAUUACAUGGGGAUGAUUUUGAAAAGAGACUAGAAUGCAUUUCUAAAGAAGAAGCUGUUGUUCUGGCGAGGAUGAGUAGGAGAUCUCGAUCUUGGAGGCGAACAACUCGGCAUCUCAUUAUAUUUUCUGUUAUAUUUGAGGUAAUUGCCGUAAGUUAUGCUACAAUGACAACAAGAUCAAAAGAUAUAAAUUGGAAGACGAGGGUAAUCCGGAUUUUGCCAAUGUUUCUUUUGCCUGCUGUAUCAACUGCUGCCUAUUCAACAUUUAUCAGCUUCACCAGAAUGUGUGAUCGGAGGGACCAGAAAAUUCUUGAAAGACUUCGUGCUGAAAGGCAAGCUAAAAUUGAUGAACUCAAAGAGAAGACAAAUUACUACCUUACGCAACAGCUCAUUCAGAAAUACGACCCAGACCCAGCAGCAAAGGCAGCGGCUGCAACGGUUUUGGCUUCUAAAUUGAGUGCUGAUUCAGGAAUCAAAGUGCAUGUUGGAGAUGAAUCUAAGCAUAGUGGACCUACAGGGAAGAGCAAGGAUCUUGAACUUGUGGAAUCCAGUGGACUUAGAAGUCGCAAACAAGUGAUUUCUAGAUCCACUAGUCCUGAGACAACUACACCUAUGCAUUUUGAUAAACAAUUUGUUGGUUCUGGAAGAAUUAAUCAAUCUCAAAUUUCUGAGUACAAUCGGCUUGUAACUGUUGUUGAACGUCACCAACCUCAAAUUUCAACCUCACAUGACGGGGGAUGGUUUGCUCAAAUUGUGGCAUUGCUUGUGGGUGAGGAUCCAAGGCAGUCUUUUGCUCUUAUAUGUGUUAACUGCCAUAUGCAUAAUGGUCUUGCUCGGAAGGCUGAUUUCCCGUAUAUUACUUACUAUUGCCGGCACUGUCACACCCUGAACAAACCAAAGCAAUUGGAUGAGCGCAUCUCUGGUUUCAGCUCCCAAAAUAUUGGGUGUCCAAAAGUUGACGAGGCAGCUCAAAAUGCUAGCACUUCUACAGGUGACAGCAUAAUUGCGAACAACAGUCUUGUAAAUGCUAGCCUUGAGAUGGAGGAAGUAUCCAAAAAACCUAGUUUGGAGGAGAAAGUUGGUUGAAAGGCAUAAGGAGAGCAGCUUUGUGGUUGUUUUCCCUGGGUUGGUUUUGUAACCUCAACGGGACUGAGAUAUAGCUUUGAAACUCGGGGUUAUGAUGCAUGAGUUACGUUACAUGCAUAGCUUGUAAGUUAUGGCAAUUUUGGCAUUUUCGGGAUUUUUAGCCUGGUGUUCUGAAUGCCUGACUGCACACUUUUAUUCCGGGAUUGCACACGAAAUAUUUUAUAAAACUAAAAUAUUUCUUCUUU
Messenger RNA from Prosopis cineraria, 1931 nucleotides. RefSeq lists its product as uncharacterized. Gene Ontology annotation, biological process: endoplasmic reticulum tubular network organization. Lineage: Eukaryota; Viridiplantae; Streptophyta; Magnoliopsida; Fabales; Fabaceae. Gene Ontology annotation, cellular component: endoplasmic reticulum tubular network. The transcript is spliced from 7 exons. The coding region runs from base 487 to 1686 and encodes 399 amino acids. The record is from RefSeq and is a predicted model, not a curated record.